Clupea harengus (Atlantic herring) is the source of this 1299-nucleotide messenger RNA. It is a transcript of the gene slc17a6b, whose product is annotated as vesicular glutamate transporter 2.1-like. Gene Ontology annotation, biological process: neurotransmitter loading into synaptic vesicle; synaptic transmission, glutamatergic; transmembrane transport. The coding region runs from base 635 to 1198 and encodes 187 amino acids. Gene Ontology annotation, cellular component: synaptic vesicle membrane; excitatory synapse. Lineage: Eukaryota; Metazoa; Chordata; Actinopteri; Clupeiformes; Clupeidae. Gene Ontology annotation, molecular function: L-glutamate transmembrane transporter activity; neurotransmitter transmembrane transporter activity. The record is from RefSeq and is a predicted model, not a curated record. The transcript has 3 exons.
GCCAGCGCGGAGCCCAGUCGAUCACAGGCUGGCGGACGGGAGAGGUGCUCCCGCGUGAACAGCUCGGACACACCACGCGCCACUGGGCCAGACGCGCGAGUGCCGCUGACCUUGGUGCUGGAAAGUCGCGCAGCCGAAAGAGCCCCGACCGACACUGCGCUGGGUGACGGAUAAACGUGUGCCUAACAAUUAAGAAUUCAUUCAGUUCAGUUAUUGAUGCAACAAAGGAUAUUUCUUUUUUGAUUUUUCGAAAUCGUGAUAAAAACCCUCAUAUUUUUGAUGGAAAAUUAAGUCAAUGUUUCUUGUCUUGAAGAGAAAAAUAUUUUAUCAAAACAAAUAGUUGAGCUACGAAGAUAUGGCGUUGCGUGCGCAUGCUGAGCACAGGCGAAGCGGAGAGUGUGUGUUUGUGACCAGGCGCCAGCGCUCCACUGGUUUCUCUCAUAUGUAGGCGUUUUCUCACACACACCGUGAGCCACCCGUUCCAACGCUACACCCUCGAGCUUCGUUCCUCCUCAGUAGCAAACACCACUGUGCUGUCUUUCUCUGGUCGGUCGGUCGGUUCGGUCGCCAUGCACCGUAAUAUGACACUUUAACGUAAAACAAAGAAGCACCAAAGGAAUAUUCACGUUUGGACAUGGAGCCCGCACCUGCACCCGCACCCGAAGCCCGGGGCUUCACCCCCAAUAAAGAGGGGUUCAAACAGCUCGCGGGGAAGGCACUGGGCCGUAUGUACAGAGUGCUCGAGAAGCGACAGAAGCCCGGAGAUAACAUCGAGCUGACGGAAGAUGGCCGCCCAUCCGCUCCCAAGGAGAAGAAGAAACCCCUGCUCGACUGCACGUGCUGCGGGCUCCCGCGCCGCUACAUCAUCGCCAUCAUGAGUGGCCUGGGGUUCUGUAUCUCCUUCGGCAUCCGCUGCAACCUGGGCGUGGCCAUCGUCAGCAUGGUCAACAACAGCACAAUCCACCGGGAUGGCAAAAUUAUCAUCACGGAGAAAGCGGCGUUCAACUGGGACCCGGAGACGGUUGGGAUGAUCCACGGAUCUUUCUUCUGGGGUUACAUCGUCACGCAGAUCCCGGGAGGCUGGAUAUCCUCGAGAUUGGCGGCAAACAGGUGUGUUUGUGUGUGUGAGUUCGUUAGCAGGCACCACAACCGGAAUAGUGCAACCAUUGCAUUUAAUGAGAACGAGUCUCAUAUUUGACAAAGUCUUUUACUGUUAAAAGACAAAACAUUAUGGUUUAUCAUUAAUACUAUGGUAUUUACAGUGCAAAACCAGGGCCCUUACCCCCAUGAGACACUCGA